UGGAUGGGUGAGUUUUAUGGGUGAGUCCUGUGGGAUUGGCCUGUGUCUGCCCCAUGCUCUCUGCCCUGUUACGUACAGCACUUACGCUACGCGGCAGACUUUAGAAUUACGUAAGCUCUUCACCGCCUGGGCUCUUCUCAAAACCCUGAACUACAGUGCUGUAAAUGGCAACAAUGGACCCGAGUAUUAAGGAAACCGAGAAGCAAUGUGUCCUCUGCUGUCAAGAAAUCGACAUCUUCGCCCUGGGGAAAUGUGACCACCCGGUGUGUUAUCGCUGCUCCACUAAAAUGAGAGUGUUGUGCGAGCAGAAGUACUGUGCAGUGUGCCGAGAGGAGCUAGACAAGGUCGUAUUUGUGAAGAAACUAGAAAACUUCUCAUCUCUACCCUAUCAAAAGUUUCCAUGUGAUAAGAAUCAUGACAUUUAUUUUAAGGAUGAAAGAAUCUACGCACAAUACAGGCAUCUUUUGCUGCCAGAGUGCACUCACUGUCCAGAGCCAAAGGUCUUCUCAAAGUUUGAAGAACUGGAGCAGCACAUGAGAAAGCAGCAUGAGCUUUUUAGUUGCAAGCUCUGCUCAAAACAUCUCAAGAUCUUCUCCUAUGAGCGCAAAUGGUACACCCGAAAAGAGCUGGCCCGUCAUCGAACCCAGGGAGACCCCGAUGACACAAGUCACAGAGGACAUCCGCUUUGCAAGUUCUGUGAUGACCGAUACCUAGACAAUGACGAACUACUUAAGCACUUGCGCAGAGAUCAUUACUUCUGUCAUUUCUGUGAUGCAGAUGGAUCACAAGAAUACUAUUGUGACUACCAGUUCCUCAGUGAACACUUCAGAGAGAGCCACUAUCUGUGUGAGGAGGGCCGUUGCGCUACAGAGCAGUUCACUCAUGCAUUUCGUACAGAGAUUGACUAUAAAGCUCAUAAGGCUGCAGCACACAGUAAGAACCGAGCCGAGGCACGCCAGAACCGCCAGAUUGACCUGCAGUUCAACUUGGCCCCUAGACAACAAAGACGAAAUGAUGGCCAAGUGACAGGUGAAGACUAUCAAGAGGUGCAUCAUAAUCGAGGAAGAGGACGAUAUCAGGGGGGACAGAAGAGCUGGAGAUAUUCCAGAGAAGAGGAAGACCGAGAUGUGGCAGCAGCCAUGAGGGCAUCAUUGGCAAUGCGUCGUCAGGAGGAGAGAGGCGCCAUGAAAGACAGGGGAGCUUCAAAGGUGAAGGAGAGGGCAGACAGAACUGAUCCAGAAGAACAGAGAUCUAGGACAGGCCCUGUAAACCCCACAGCCAACAUGCCCCCAGUAAAAACCAUGAAAAGCACAAAUCCUGGAGAUGAAGAUGACUUUCCUGCUUUGGGAGCCACUGCAGCAGUACCAAUUAUCAAGCCGGUUUCCACCCCAACACCACCAGCAUCUCAUGCCCCUCUUAAAGAAGAUGACUUCCCAAGUUUGUCUGUGGCCAAUGUUUCUACACCCAUGGCUCCAGCAUACUCUGCUCAGCCUAAAAAGACUUCAUCAUUCCAGGAAGAGGAUUUCCCUGCUCUUGUUUCUAAAGUCCGGCCUGUCAAAGCCACAGGAGGAACUAAUUCUGCCUGGUCCAGCCAAGUUGCUGCCCCUAAAACCCAACCUCCUGCUACCACUAAACCUGCUCCCACCCCCACAGGUCCUCAGCUUCUCUCUUCUGCGAGCAUGCCAUCCUCCAAGAGGAAAAAGAAGGUAGGAGAGAGUGGCAAAGCUCCGGUUAAUUGGACUCCUCCAACCUCAGAUGAAGAAGGUGGAGGCUUGACCCAGCAGGAGUUUCGGGCAGUGCCCACCAUGUUGGAUAUUUCCUCAUUGCUCACUGUAAAAGGAAACAGUAAUAAUAAAAAGCCUCAACCUCAAAAGCCUCCAAACUUGACCACCAAUAUGGACCCCAUGCCUGUGGCUAAAGACAAAAAGGAAAACAACAAAAAGAAAAAACAGCAGAAGAACAAUGCGGUCUCAUCAGCUCUGGCAUCAGGGACAGAAAAGGCAUCCAUUGCAGAGUCCUGUCCUGUGGAAACUGCUGCCCAAAAGGAAAAUGUUCCUGAGAAAACCUCCAUCAAACCCAGUUUAGUCAAUGGCUAUCCUGACAAUUCCCCAUCUACAAACAAGAACGUUCCUAAUGUAACUACAACAAACACUGACCAAACAACUGAACAAGAGGAAGAAUUUCCUGCCCUCACAGCACAGAAGCCACCACCAGGCUUCAAGACAUCCUUUCCAAUAAAGGCUUCAAAUCCUCCUCCUGUAUCUGUGGCCCCAAGCCCACCUCCUGGUCUGCGGAGUACUGGUCCUAAACCUCCUCCAGGAUUCACGGGCAUUCCUCUGAACAGCAAUGUGCCUGAACCACCCUCCUCUAGCACCAACACCCCUUCGGUGACAUCAGGGGGGUACUGUGUCCCAGAAGACUUCCAACAGAGGAAUCUGAACCUGAUCUUGUCUAUUAAAAAGUACCUCCACAACGAUGAGUCUAAGUUCAACCAGUUCAAAAACUACUCGGCACAAUUCAGACAGGGUGUCAUUUCCGCCACGCAGUACCACUGCAGCUGCAAGGACCUGCUUGGAGAUGACUUCAACUGCAUCUUCAAUGAACUGCUUGUGCUUCUGCCGGACACAAGCAAGCAACAGGAGCUACUCACUGCCCAUGGAGACAGCAAAGCACUGGAGAAGCAGAACGGAGGAGGAAAGAAGAAUAAGAACAAAAAGAAUGCAUGGCAAACUCCUCCCACUAUUUCUAACGCCGCUGCUGAACUGGACUGCCAGAUUUGUCCCACUUGUAGACAGGUGCUGGCCCCAAAAGACUUUAACUCCCACAAAUCCCUGCACACGAUGGAGAAUGAGGAAUUCCCUUCACUCCAGUCAAUUAGCCGUAUCAUCAGCUAGCCUUUGCUGUUCUAAAGACGGUUAGUCUGGCUAACUAUCAGUGGCCUGCAGUUGCUGCUUUCUCAGCCAACCACAUCCCAGUGGAGACCGGAGCUUACAUGGAGUGAGAGGAGGGUGAUGGAGUUGUAGUGAUGCUGCAGUGAACAGGUUUGGAUGGUUUACUCUACAAAGAGGCUCUGCUUUCAGACACAGUCUGUGGUGACCUUUCCAGCUGGUACUGGCAUAAUCAAAUCAGAAUUCAUUAUUUAUUGAGUUUUGAAAAGUAUGACUUCUAUUUGAAUAAUACUUACUAAUACAUCAAUACAUUUAGUUUUAUUCCCUUUUUGCUUUUAAUCAUGUAACUCUGAUGGUGAUAUUAUGAGAUAUAAAUCAAGUGAAUCGCUGGAAGGUUUAUGAACAAGCAGAAACAAAAUGGUUUACAUUUUUAUAUGGUUUCUGUGCUCUUCAGGAUUCCCUUUGUUCUCCUUAUCACACUGUUAAACAAGUACUAUUGAUUCACUUCCUGAAACCUGUGAAUGUUUGGAGCUCAUAGUGGAGACCUUUUUUUGACCCUUUACAUAAGGCCUUGUCUCAUCAUCUCAGGACCCUCACUGCACUGCUGCCCACCCCCGACCCGCAUGUGUUUUUGGGUCCAUGGAUCUACACUGAGAUUGUCACAGAACAGCUUUCUCUAUCUUCAUGAUGCCUAAUAAUAAAGCUGUACUUUUCAGCAAUAUCUCUGCCAUACAGAUUGUGUUUAUGCUACAUUGCAGUACAAUAUCUUCACUGAUGUCAUCAGUCUUGUAAAAUCAUGUUUUUAAUCCUAAUUUGAUGUUUUUACUUAAUUUCUAAAGCUAUAUACUGUGCUAUCGACUGAGCAAUAGGGACUUACAGGAUAGAAUAAUGUAUUGUCGUUUCUUCAAUGGAAUGGUAAAAAGCAGAUUCAUGUAAUUUAAACAGGAAUUAUCUUUUGUUACAGUACUCCCAUAAGUCAACAUGAAAACGGUGCUAAUAA
Messenger RNA from Boleophthalmus pectinirostris (great blue-spotted mudskipper), 3888 nucleotides. RefSeq names its product zinc finger protein 598 (gene znf598). The record is from RefSeq and is a predicted model, not a curated record. The transcript is spliced from 12 exons. Bases 165 to 2894 code for a protein of 909 amino acids. Gene Ontology annotation, molecular function: ubiquitin protein ligase activity; ribosome binding. NCBI's taxonomy places the organism in Eukaryota, Metazoa, Chordata, Actinopteri, Gobiiformes, Gobiidae. Gene Ontology annotation, biological process: protein ubiquitination; rescue of stalled cytosolic ribosome.